Messenger RNA from Jaminaea rosea, 1084 nucleotides. RefSeq names its product aldo-keto reductase. The transcript has 3 exons. The coding region runs from base 14 to 850 and encodes 278 amino acids. The record is from RefSeq and is a predicted model, not a curated record. Gene Ontology annotation, molecular function: oxidoreductase activity. Lineage: Eukaryota; Fungi; Basidiomycota; Exobasidiomycetes; Microstromatales.
CAUCACGACGACCAUGCCCCCUCUCACUAUCACCGCUGCCCUCGCCCUGCGCGACGGGGCCUCGAUCCCACAAUUCGGUCUCGGCGUCUACCUAGCCAAAGGCUCCGCCUGUGUCGAGUCAAUCCACAACGCCAUCGCCGCCGGCUACCGUCACGUAGACACGGCCCAGUGGUACGAAAACGAGGCCGAGGUAGGUCAAGCAAUCAACUCCGCCUCUAUUCCCCGCAAGGACAUCUUCGUCACCUCGAAAGUAUGGGACACCAACCAUGGCUACGAGCCUGCGACGCGCAGCAUUGAUGAGAGUCUUCGAAAGGCCAAAUUGGACUACUUUGAUCUCUUCCUUCUUCAUUCGCCCAACCCGGGGAAAGAAAAGAGACUCGAGGCCUAUCGAGCCUUGAUUGCCGCAAAGAAGGCGGGGAAGGUUAAGAGCAUAGGUGUAAGCAACUAUGGGCCGCAUCACAUCGAUGAGCUUGUGCAGCAUUACCCGGAUGACCUGCCUGUGCUCAAUCAGAUUGAGCUCAGCCCCUUUUUCCAGCGUGGGGAGAUUGUGAAGAAGUGCAAGGAGCACAACAUUGCCGUGGAGAGUUACUCGCCAUUGGGAAAGGGACAGUUCGUCGAUUUGCCCGAGAUUCGGGAUGUGGCGAACAAGUACAAGAAGAGUGCGGCGCAGGUUCUGAUUCGUUGGGUGUUGCAGAUGGGCUACAUCGUUAUCCCCAAGUCGUCGAACCCGGCCCGUAUCAAGGAGAAUGCGGACAUCUUUGACUUCGAGCUGAGCAAGGAGGACAUGGAGACUCUCGGCAAGCUGGAGACGGGCAGUGGAAUCACCUGGGAUCCCACCAAGUCUGCUUAGGCUUGACAUGGAGACGAGAUGUAAAUUGAAGCCAGACCCAAAUGAGAACAUCCAUAAGUUCGACGAGAUCGCAUCACCGAACCAUCCUACUUCUUUUCCCCCUUGAUCUUAUCAUUACACUCCCCUGCCAACCCCGACUCCUGACCCGGCUGAUUGAUCCUAUGCUCCCCCUGCGUAGCAUACAAGGCUCCGCCCGUCGCCAACUUCCCAUUAACGUACAAGCCCAUGCACGCG